This is a messenger RNA of Emericellopsis cladophorae, 1614 nucleotides long. RefSeq lists its product as uncharacterized. Gene Ontology annotation, biological process: transmembrane transport; nucleobase transport. The transcript is spliced from 2 exons. Gene Ontology annotation, cellular component: plasma membrane. NCBI's taxonomy places the organism in Eukaryota, Fungi, Ascomycota, Sordariomycetes, Hypocreales, Bionectriaceae. The record is from RefSeq and is a predicted model, not a curated record. Gene Ontology annotation, molecular function: nucleobase transmembrane transporter activity. Bases 1 to 1614 code for a protein of 537 amino acids.
AUGCAUCGCCGUACGCUGGCAAGCAGGUUCACGCUGCAACCCAGACCAUCCGAAUGCUUCCCUGGCAACGACUUCUCCAACGGCGACAUGGAUCCUGUCCCAGUCACCUGCCGGACCUGGAAUUGGUACAGCGUCGGCGGCUUCUGGAUCUCCGAGGGCUUCCAGAUCCCCAUCCUGCAGAUGGCCGGCGCCCUCGUCGCCAACGGCCUGAGCCCUGGCAUGGCCAUGGGGGCCAUUGUCCUCGGCACCUGCCUCGUCAUGAUCCCCUGCGCGCUGACCGGCUACGUCGGCGCCAAGACGGGGCUCAACUAUCCCGUCAUGAACAGGGCGUGCUGGGGACUGCAGGGGUCCAAGUUCGCCGUCGCCGUCCGCGGCGUCGUGGCCAUCUUCUGGUGUGGUGUCCAAUUCACCACGGGGGGCGCGUGCGUGUAUCAGAUGCUCCGAGCCAUAUGGCCGUCUUUGGAUUCGCGCGUGCCAAACCGACUGCCCGAGAGCGCCAACAUCACCUCGGUGAACCUUCUGUGCUUCUUUCUCUUCGUACUCAUCAGUCUGCCGUUCUUCUAUAUGAAUGUCUCGAAACUCCGCUGGGUGUUUCUCGUCAAGAUGGUCAUGAUGCCACUGGGCGGGCUGGCCCUCUUCAUCUGGAGCGUCGUCGUGGCCAAAGGAUUUGGGCCCAUCUUCUCGCAACCCACCAACGUGUCCAGCGGCCGGACGGUGGCCUUUACCUUUGUGAGCGCCAUCUCAUCGGCUAUCGGGCCCCAGGCGACCUUUGCCCUCAACAUGGGCGAUUUCUGCCGCUACGCAAAGUCGCCCCGCGGUGCCUUUUGGUCGCAGGUCAUCAUGAUGCCCGUGUGCAUCACCUUGACCGCCUUCCUGGGCGUGACGCUUGCGUCGGCCUCCGUCGUCAUCUACAACGUCGACGCACCCCUUUGGAACCCCCUGGAUGUCGUGGCCCGGUUUGACAGCCGUGCGGCUGCCUUUUUCGUCAGCCUCAUGUUUGCUUUUGCGACACUCUGCACCAACAUUGCCGGCAAUACAGUGGCGUUUGGGAACGACUUGAUGGCGCUGUUGCCGACGUGGGUGGAUGUGCGCCGGGGCCAAUUCAUUUGCGCCGUCCUGGCCAUCUGCACCUUGCCUUGGAACAUCUUGGCGAGCAGCGCCAACUUUCUCAAUUUCCUCUACGCGUAUAGCGUCUUUCUUGGACCCAUGUGCGGCAUCAUGCUGUGUGAUUAUUGGAUCCUACGCAAGAGGUACCUUAACAUUGAGCAGCUGUACAUCCGCCACGGAUUCUACUGGUACAACAAGGGCUGGAAUCCCCGUGCGGCGGCGGCGUUCCUCGUCGCCAUUGUCCCAGGCCUGCCGGGACUGAUCAAGGCCGUCAACCCUGGCGUGGACGUCCCGGAGGGGUUUCAGAACAUAUACACCCUGAACUGGCUGGUCGGCGUCGUGGUUGCUGGCGUUUUGUAUUACGGGCUGAGUGUUUUCUUCAAGAUUCCAGCGGAAUCUCUGGUCAAAGGCUCCCGGGAGGACAAGGGCGAAGAGUGGUUAUUGACGGGCCCAGGUGUGAUUUGCGGCGUCGAGGAGGUGCAGGUAGAGAAAGGCCGAGAUGAGUAG